CACCUCUCUUCGGCGUCCCUCUCCCUCCCCUAAGUCCUUCGCAAGACUAAGUUGCGCUUCCGCCUUCUCAUCUCUUCCACGCCCUCGCUCGUCAAACAAACGCGGAAAGGCCGAGAUUAUUGCCAACCAUGUCUCUAAAUUGCCCCAAUUGCGGCGCCCACCUCACCUUUGCCCUCGCCGAGGACUCGAGGGCCACAUCCGCCGCCGCCGCCGCCGCCGCCGCGCCGCGCCGCAAGCUCGUGCUGGCAGAAAAGGCGGGUUCUCACGAUGUCAACCCCACCGAUGCCGACCUCCAGCGGCUCAAGCAUUUCAUGUGUUUCCCAUUCAACACGUCGUUACUAUGGAAGCCAACUCAACCGACCAUGCGCCCAGUCGUGUCCGACAAGGAAGAAGAGGUGGGGAUUUUGAAGGACUGCCGCGCGCGCCAGACCCUGGACCGGGUAGCGAGAAAGAUGCAUGCCACCAUCCGUGCCUGCGGAGAGCAGUCAGCCGACACUCUCCUCGAGUCGCGGCGGCGCGGCCGAGCCAAACAAGAUCUGCCGGUUCCGAUGCACACGGUCUUUGAAGCCGUCGGCGCCAUAAUAUACGCAAUGGAAUGGACGAGUGGCCAGCCUCGGGCCGAGGAGCUUGUGCCAACGCCGGCGGGCACCGGCACUGUGCACCCUCAAGCCGUGAUGGGGCCGUUCGAGCCCGGGUACGCGUUGGAACUUCCGUCCGUGUACUUGCCUCAGUACACGUUGCAGCUUCGGCGCCUGUUUGAGCACAUGCUCGUUAUCGACUAUGGGUUUCCGGCUCGUCCAAUCUGCGGGUCAAUAUUCGGACCAAUGCUUCUCCCAAGCACUUGGUUUCUUCACGCAUGGUCUGAGUUCGAAAUUUUCUCUGACUUUCUUGUGGGAAUCGCGCGGGUUUGGAGAUGGCGACAAGGUCUCCCAAACGACAAGUCAUGGGGCCUCAUUGCCGAAGCCACGAGUGACUGGGCACAUUAUAUUGGGCUAAGAUUGCCAGUAUGGGACGUUGCUACCAUGAUCUACUACUACUGCCUUCAUCGAAAGCCGGUUGACGCCGAGGACCGCAAGGAAGGGUGGACAGGAUACACGGGGGUCCUACAGGAGAUGAUCGCCGAGGUCCCUACCAGGGGAACAGAUCGACUGGAACGCAAGCUAUCGCUUGAUGUCCACCUCCUCAUUCCGAGAUUUGUUCGAGACCGAAAGCUUCGGGAACAGAUGCUCUUGAUCGCACAAGAUCUUGCGGCCAAGUACGGUUGCCAGCUCGCGCCUCCCAAGAUGCCCAAGCCACCAAUGUGGCGGAGAUUGUUCGGCCAGGUCCCUUGCCAGCUCGCGCCUCCCAAGAUGCCCAAGCCACCAAUGUGGCGGAGAUUGUUCGGCCAGGUCCCGUCCCAACAAGGGCCUGAGGACAGAGAGAAAGGUCACGAGGAUCUGAAACUUCUCGAAGGUCUGCGAUGGGAAAGCAGAGGGGAGGGAGAUCUUGAUCCCAGCUGUGCUGGUAAAAAAUCCUUGCAUUGGCUAGAUGUACAUAAGAGUGUAAUGAACUAAAAUGGCGGCAGCUGCGGCGGUGGACGACAACACUAUCCUCCCCAAUACUUCCUCCCACCAUCAGCAGAUGGCGGGGGGCCGCCCCUGUUAAGAGGCAUGAUGCCAAGGAUCACAGGCGUUGCUUGAAUUGUCUCAAUUGCGAUUCAGAGUCGAAGUCAGGGCAACGGAGCUCACAGCGGUGGGAGAAGCGCAGAACAGGUCGGGCAUUGGGAUGGUGAAUGAAGAGGCGCCGGCAACCUCUGGUGGGGGAAGGGAGAAGAAGAGAGAGAGAUCCCCGUUUCUCAAGUUGUGUGUGAUUGCCAGCCGCAGGAUUGGCUUUUGGCAUUAGAUGGCGAUACUGUGUUCGGAUUCGGCGCCGA
Molecule: messenger RNA, 1912 nt
Organism: Thermothelomyces thermophilus ATCC 42464
Lineage: Eukaryota; Fungi; Ascomycota; Sordariomycetes; Sordariales; Chaetomiaceae
Exons: 1
Coding region: 129-1553 (474 amino acids)
Source: RefSeq, a predicted model, not a curated record